Molecule: messenger RNA, 723 nt
Organism: Schistosoma intercalatum
Lineage: Eukaryota; Metazoa; Platyhelminthes; Trematoda; Strigeidida; Schistosomatidae
Source: the annotation of a GenBank genome assembly
AUGUACAACAUAACAAUUUUGCAUAAUAAUGAUAUCUAUCAUCAUCAUCAUCAUCAUCAUCAUCAUCAUCAUCAUCAUCAUCAUCAUCAUCAUCAUCAUCAUCAUCAUCAUCAUCAUCAUCAUCAUCAUCAUCAUCAUCAUCAUCAUCAUCAUCAUCAUCAUCAUCAUCAUCAUCAUCAUCAUCAUCAUCAUCAUCAUCAUCAUCAUCAUCAUCAUCAUCAUCAUCAUCAUCAUCAUCAUCAUCAUCAUCAUCAUCAUCAUCAUCAUCAUCAUCAUCAUCAUCAUCAUCAUCAUCAUCAUCAUCAUCAUCAUCAUCAUCAUCAUCAUCAUCAUCAUCAUCAUCAUCAUCAUCAUCAUCAUCAUCAUCAUCAUCAUCAUCAUCAUCAUCAUCAUCAUCAUCAUCAUCAUCAUCAUCAUCAUCAUCAUCAUCAUCAUCAUCAUCAUCAUCAUCAUCAUCAUCAUCAUCAUCAUCAUCAUCAUCAUCAUCAUCAUCAUCAUCAUCAUCAUCAUCAUCAUCAUCAUCAUCAUCAUCAUCAUCAUCAUCAUCAUCAUCAUCAUCAUCAUCAUCAUCAUCAUCAUCAUCAUCAUCAUCAUCAUCAUCAUCAUCAUCAUCAUCAUCAUCAUGAAUAUGUGAACAGUUUUUCAAAAGGGGUUUUUAUACAAGGAAAAAAACUUUUACUGCGUCAAUUAUGCAGCAAAACCACAAUGGCAUUGUUUAAAUAA